GGAAAUAUUAUCUCAUAUUUUGGGUGUUUCUGAUGAUAAACAAUCUCAACAAAAUGUCUUAGACGACAUAUGUUCAAUAACGAAGAAAAACAAAAAUUUUCAAAAACAAGUUAAACAAAAUACAUCUGAAGUGGAAGAAAACGAACCAUUACUUGACGGUAGUAAAUACUCUAAAGAAAAUUGUCCUUCAAAACGAAUUCAAAAACGUAUAUCAUACGGAAAUUGUGAGGAAUAUUGCUUCAAAGAAUUUUCAAAUAAUACUUCUACCUCAUCUUCAGCUGAUCAAUCAAAUCAAUCAAAUAAUAAAGAAAUUCAAAUUGAGAUUAGAAGAGAAGUUAAUAUUCUCAAAUUAUUGAAAAAUUUUAAACAUAUUAUAAGUUUUUAUGGUGUUGCUCAGGAAGAUACUAAAUAUUAUUUAGUCACUGAAUGGAUGAAAUAUGGGAAUUUACAUGAAUAUUAUACGAAUUUUAAAGAUUAUAUAGAUCUUAAAACUAAAAUUAAAUUUGCUUUGGAUAUUUGUCGUGGCGUCGCAUACCUUCACGAAUGCGAAAUUCUUCAUCGUGAUAUUCAGUCUGCAAAUGUCUUAGUUGAUGGAAAUCAUAAAGUUAAAAUAGCAAAUUUUGGUUUAAGCAGAAAAUUUUCCGACAUUACAAGAAAUAUUUUGCAAAAUUUAGAAAAUAUAAGAUAUAUGGCUCCGGAAAAAUUAGCGGUAGAAAAUGAUGAAAACAAUAAUAAUGAUGCUCAAAAAAAGAAAGUUCCUUACGAUUCUAAAUGUGAAAUUUACAGUGUUGGAGCAUUAUUGUGGGAAAUUGCCGAAUUAAAGAAACCCCAUUAUGAUCUUGAUAAAUCAGUCUUGCUCGUUAACAUUAGAAAGCGUGUUAGUGAAAGGUAUUGCUUACCAUUUUCAAAUGAUGUACCUACAGAAUGGAGAACUAUAGUAACUAGAGCCAUGGAAUAUGAUUCAAUGUGGCGUAUUAGUAUAACCGAUAUUUGUCGUGAUUUUUAUAACUUGAGCAAUAAAAUACAUUCCGAUUCCUUACAAGAUAACACUGAAGUGUCAACUUCCAAUGACUUUUGUACUCUCUCUGUUGAUGAAGCAAUUAACGUGCAUAGAUCUACGAAUGGAAAUAAACAAUUAGCAUGGCAAAGUUUCAAAUAUCAUUCGCCCACCAAUCUUGAAGCAAAAUACUGGUUAGGAUAUUAUUAUUAUCAUGAAGAGAAAAUUCCUGAGUUACAACAAAUUAAUAAGGACGAAAAGAUUAGAAUCGCUGCAAAUAUAUUUAAAGAAACAGCUGACAAAGGAAAUCCUUCAGCUCAAUUAAGAUAUGGAAUGUGUUUAUGGGAGGGUAAUGGUGUUGUUAUAAAUACUCUUGAAGCUCUUAAAUAUUUAAAGAUGGCAGCUAAUCAAGGAAAUUCUGCAGCUAUGUAUAUUAUUGGAAAGGCUUAUUGGAAAGGUGGUAAUGGUAUUGAAAAAGAUAAGAAGCAAGGUGCUGAAUAUUUAAAGAAAGCUGCUUCAAAUAAUCAUCCAAAGGUUGAGUAUGCGCUGUAUUUUUAUCAUGCCCAUAAACUGGCCGAAAAAUAAUUCUAGCCGUGAAAAAAGCCGCACAAAGACCAGAAUUAUCGUAAUAUAUUAGCAAUGGCCUAAAUUAUCCAAAUUCUGUAUGUCUAAUAUACCUUCAAAUGCGAAGCGUGUGUGGCCUUAGUUUUUUUACGGGAUGUUAAAUCCGAGAAUUAAAAAUUAAAUAUAUUU
Rhizophagus irregularis DAOM 181602=DAOM 197198 is the source of this 1750-nucleotide messenger RNA. RefSeq lists its product as uncharacterized. Gene Ontology annotation, cellular component: cytoplasm. The record is from RefSeq and is a predicted model, not a curated record. Gene Ontology annotation, molecular function: protein binding; ATP binding; protein kinase activity. Gene Ontology annotation, biological process: protein phosphorylation; cell surface receptor signaling pathway. NCBI's taxonomy places the organism in Eukaryota, Fungi, Glomeromycota, Glomeromycetes, Glomerales, Glomeraceae.